UUCAUUUGGAAUAAAGGUCAUAGAACUGAUGUAAACCAAUCAUUUUAUUUGUACAGUUUCAUUAAUAAAGUAAAUAAUAAUCACAAUAUCGUAAACAACGGCUUGCCAACCAUAUCGAUAAUAUAAAAAACGAUUUUAUUUUGAAAAGAGAAAAUUGAACUGUACAUUAACAUCGUUAUGAAUUUCGAUCAUUCCUCAAAUCUUUACAAAACAUCAUAGUGAAACGAUGAACUUAUAAUUUCAAACAUUGUUCUUGUUAAUUUUCAGUGUAAAUGUGGAGCUGAGACGAUAAAAAACAUAAACUCACAUUGAAACAAAAUAAUUUUAAGCAUAUGCAAAACUGAUUUCUGAAGCAUAUGUUCCUUAAUUUAACUCCAUUGCACAAACUAUGUAGCAUCUAAGUAUCAAACAGUCUAACCGUAUUCAAUUCCAUAAAAAAAAAUACAUAUAAAUGAGUAAUUUCUGGAACUCAAGCAACCAUCAGUUAAUAAGGAAACAUCAACUCGACUGAUACAUUUAUCAGCUUAUGUUUUAUUUGACCAGGAAUCAUUAAGAACUUUCCGUAAGUAACAGCUUUUUGGUGACUGGUGAACAUUCACUGGAAACAUGAAGUUAAUUUCAAUUAAAAUUAAACUUGAUUUUCAAAAUUAAUUAAUAUCCAAUAAAUAAAUUAUUGUUGUAUAACAUGAGAGUGAGAGAAAGAUUUCAACAAGAUUCAUUCAAAUCAAAUUACAAUUUUAAAACAAUCAGUUUCACUAAUUCACAAUGGUUACAACAAUUAUUAUCCAUUGCAAUACGUUUAAAUAAUACUACAAAUAUUCAAGAUAAUAUAUUAUCUUCUGAUAAUCCUACCAUUACUAAUAAUAAUAUUCAUAAUGAUAUUAUUAAUGGAACAGUACCAAUUACCACAACUGGUUGUAUUAUAUUAGAAUUGUAUGAUAAAAAUCCAAUAUUUCUUUAUGAUCAAGAAGAUUUUCAUGAUAUUAAUUAUUCUAUAUUAAAAAUGCAAAUUAUUGUAUGGACACAAAAAUAUAUUAAACCAGAUGAUUUAUUUAUGGAUUGGUUUGAAACUGUCAAUAGACAAAUUUAUUAUAAUAAAAAAAAUUAUCAUAAAAAUGAACAUUUAAUAAGUUAUGAUAAUGAAUUAUCUAUUACAAAUGUAACAUUUUGUACGGAAAAUUUAAAAAGUUUAAUGAUUAAUAAUGAUAAUCAUAUAUUUAAUAAAUUAAAUAAUUAUGAUUUAAAUCAUGAUAAUUUAAAUACUAAAAAUAUAACAAAAUCUGAUAAAUAUGGCGGAAACGAAGUGCAAAUUUUAAUCGUGAUUACUCUUUGUUCUGUGCUCAUUAUUUGCUUUCUGAUGGCUGUUGUUUUACGUAUUAGAAGUUUUUGUAAACGUCAAACAGAAUCAAGAAAACAAAUGCGUAACGAUCGUGAUUUAGCAUUACAAAUCAAUUUUCCAUAUGAUGUUAAUGAAAUACAAGUUGCAGAAAAACUACCUGUACCAAGUACAACAUUUGGUAGUAAUACACAUCCUGGACAAACUAAAAAAAGAAUCGGUGUUUAUAGAUAUAAUCGUAUACCACAAUCAAAAUAUAAUUCAAUACAAAAUUAUAACAGGGUAUUUAAUGCUCAAACAUAUCAACCAUCUACUGUUUUUGUGAUAGACUGUCAAGGCGCUGAUUAUUGCAAAAAAUCGCAUAAUAAAUGGCUAACAAAUCAUGAGUUUCAUCGUCAAUAUUUAUCACAAUCUAGAAAAUCAGAAAAUUUGAUCCAUUCAUUUCCAAAUCGAACAUUAAAUCUCAAGUCACAAGUAAAAUCUUUCAGGAAUGAUGAUGAAGACCAAAAUAAAACAAUGAUGAAAACACAUGGAGCAAAUAAUUAUUUGAAUAAAUCAAUUCAACGAACUAAUAGUUUUUAAUAUGUUUUCUAUUAUACAUUGAAUGAUCAUUGAUAAUACAUAAUGUUUAUAACAUAUUACUUAUAAAAAGAUACAUUCAUUCUAAAAGAUGACAUUUGAUAAGUUGAUCGGAUCAUGAUAGAUUGAUUAGAUAAUAUGAACAAAUAUCGAUACAUAUAUAUAAUUAAUUAGAUAAUGUUACCAAUGAAAUAUAAUUAUAGAGAGCACUAUUAGUUUGUAGAAUAUAAUGUAUAAACUUAUGCAUAAGUAUAUAUUGAUGAUUUAGGUUGAAAUUAUUUUAUUCUGUAAAAAUAUAUUCUUUUUCUAUAAAUACAUAUAAUGUAUUUUGAAUAUUUUGUUUUUGAACAAUAUAUAAUAAAAG
Schistosoma rodhaini is the source of this 2279-nucleotide messenger RNA. The record is from the annotation of a GenBank genome assembly. Lineage: Eukaryota; Metazoa; Platyhelminthes; Trematoda; Strigeidida; Schistosomatidae.